Messenger RNA from Seriola aureovittata, 1681 nucleotides. Its product is annotated as chymotrypsin-like elastase family member 2A. The coding region runs from base 464 to 1330 and encodes 288 amino acids. The record is from RefSeq and is a predicted model, not a curated record. Gene Ontology annotation, biological process: proteolysis. NCBI's taxonomy places the organism in Eukaryota, Metazoa, Chordata, Actinopteri, Carangiformes, Carangidae. The transcript is spliced from 7 exons. Gene Ontology annotation, molecular function: serine-type endopeptidase activity.
AACAUAUGCAGCUUCUUGCAUUUUCUUACUUCUUUCUUUUUUGCUAUUCUUUGAGAUUGUUCAUAUCCAUAUGCAUACACAUACAGUAUGCAUAAUGUCUGUUAUACAUAACAGGCUGGUAAACUAAAGAAGGUAAAACUUUGUGUAUUUCCACAAGCACUUUUAUUUCCUUUAAUAGAACAAGACAAAUGGACAGGCAUAGGGUGUAAACAUCGUCUCUAACUUUAAAGGACCUGACAAACUCAGGUCACUGUGAGACAUGUGUGAGGUUCACACAAAGGUUGAGGUGGAGAGAUAAGGUGUAUUUGGGGAUAUCUGUGGUUACUUAUCUCCAAGGUUGAUUUAUUUUUCCCACCUACUUUUCCUGGCUGUGCUGCAAAAGUUAAGCAACACAUCCGAGGUCUGUGAAAGCACUAUAUAAGAAGGAGAAGGUCCCGAUGAACUUCUGCUGAAGACUGUCACCAUGAAGUUUGUGAUCUUGGCUUUGUUCGUUGCUGGCGCCUACGGGUGCGGACUGCCCACCUACCCCCCCACCAUCACCAGGGUGGUUGGUGGAGAUGAUGUCCGUGAGAACAGCUGGCCUUGGCAGGUGUCUCUGCAGUACAGGAGUGGCAGCAACUUCUACCACACCUGUGGUGGCACUCUGAUCUCCAGCCAGUGGGUCCUCACUGCUGCUCACUGCAUCAGCAGCCGCACCUACAGAGUCUACCUGGGAAAACACAAUCUGAAGAGCAACAAUGAGGUUGGGUCCAUCGCCAUCAGCCCCGCCAAGAUCAUUGUCCAUGAGAACUGGGACUCUUACAGAAUCCGUAACGACAUCGCCCUGAUCAAGCUGGAGACUCCUGUCACCUUCUCUGACACUAUCAUGGCUGCCUGCCUCCCCACCUCUGGUGACAUCCAGCCCAAUGGUGCUCCCUGCUACGUCACUGGCUGGGGACGUCUCUGGACUGGAGGUCCUAUUGCCGACAUCCUGCAGCAGGCCCUCCUUCCUGUGGUCGGCCACUCCAUCUGCAACAGGUAUGACUGGUGGGGCAGCCUGGUCACCGACAAAAUGGUCUGUGCUGGAGGAGAUGGACAGCUGGCUAGCUGCAAUGGAGACUCUGGUGGCCCCCUGAACUGUCAGAGCCCUGAUGGCUCCUGGGAAGUUCACGGUGUGGUGAGCUUUGGCUCAAGCAUGGGCUGCAACUACCCCAAGAAGCCUUCCGUCUUCACUAGGGUCAGCGCCUACAUCCCCUGGAUCAACAACGUAAGUGGAAAAAACUUAAAAUAUUUGUCCACAAGAUUUCAUGAUAUACUCGAGGCUUUUUUGUUUCUCUUUGGAUCCAGCUGACAACACUGAAACCUCUUUACUGUCUUGGGAUUUAGCCACUCGCUGUUUACUGGCUUUAUUGUCAAAUCAAAACAGACAGACCUAAAACUACUCAUGGGAAGCCAUUUGGUUGUUUAUUGCAGGGAUCUUAAUGUCAGACAAAGAUCUGAGAAAUAGUUUUAUAUAGUAGUUGGAAAAACCUUCACAUUUUUAAUGGUCCAUAAAUUAUUAAAUUAAGUUGUACAAAUUAUGAAAUACAAUCAUAAUAAUUGUCUCAAUUUUUAAUAUGAACUUUUUAGUGCAGAAGAAAUAAUGAGCGGACAUGUUGUGAUAAAGAAGUCCAGAUGCUCAAUUGCCCUAUUUCACAAUAUU